UAUCACUUCCAGAUCUGCCCAAGUGUCAAGACCUUCACUCUUACCAUCCAAUGCUGCGUCGCGCUUCCUCCUCGCUCCUGCGCCGCGUGCAGCAGCGCGGCAUCUCCAGCUCCUCCAGCCGCCAAUGGGACCAAGUGCGUCCUCACUUCCACGCUGGGGCCCACGGCAACCCGAAGCUGAACCUGCCACAAACCGUGUCAAUUAUCGGUGCCCCCAUGACGUAUGGCCAGCCACUACUGGGCACGGACAGUGGCCCGGAUCAACUGCGCGAGGCGGGAUUGCACAAGACUCUGGUGGGUCUGGGCUGGUCCGUCGAGGAGAAUGGGAACCUCAGCUUCGUGGCGCCAUCCUCUAACGACCCGGUACUGGACCCACGCUACGGCAAAGCCAAGCAGUGCUUCCCCGGUGAGAAGAUCUUUUUUUAUGCGUUAUUCUUACGAAGAAUUGACAUUUUUUGUGAAGUUGGCAAUGGAACGAAGCAGUUGUACGAGAUCUUCAAGCAGAAAUCUGGAGAAGGCAAGUUUUGCUUGGUGCUGGGUGGUGACCACACCAUUGGAGCUGGAUCGCUUGCAGGAUUGCUGUCUGUGCACCCGGACGCUGGUGUUAUCUGGGUGGAUGCCCACGCUGACAUCAACACGCCAGCGGAUUCGGACUCUGGGAACAUGCACGGCAUGCCAAUCGCCUUCCUCAUGGACGGUAUGGUGGACAGCUCCAAGGUUCCAGGCUUCGAAUGGCUCGUUAAUGGCCCCACGAUGAAACCGGAGCAGCUCGUGUAUGUGGGUCUGCGUGACGUCGACACGUUUGAACGUCGCGUCAUUCAUGAGAAGGGCAUCAAGGCGUUCUCGAUGCAAGAAGUGGACCGCUACGGCAUUGGCAAGACGAUGGAGAUGGCGCUGGACCACCUGUGCGGCAAGAAGCAGCGUCCACUGCACAUGAGCUACGACAUUGACGCAGUGGAUCCACUGGUGGCUCCUUCCACGGGCACACGUGUGCGUGGCGGACUCACCUGGCGCGAGGCUCACUACGUUGCUGAAGCUGUGGCCGAAACCAACUUGAUGGUGGGUCUGGACAUGGUCGAAGUGAACCCCAUGUUGGCGCCUGGAAACGGAGCUCAGAUUACAGUCGACAUGGCGCUCAUGCUCAUCUCGUCGGCACUUGGAAACCGCAUUUUGUAAGACAAUCCAGUCAGAAAUGGCGUCGUUAAGGUACAUUCAUAACGAUUUGCACCACUAACCCACUAGACAAGAACACAAUACCGUGAGCACAGGUGUCCCUACAUUACCGCUUGCCUUUUUUCUU
Molecule: messenger RNA, 1299 nt
Organism: Phytophthora nicotianae INRA-310
Lineage: Eukaryota; Oomycota; Peronosporomycetes; Peronosporales; Peronosporaceae
Product: arginase
Exons: 2
Coding region: 51-1175 (374 amino acids)
Cellular component (GO): nucleus; cytosol; cytoplasm
Molecular function (GO): arginase activity; manganese ion binding
Source: RefSeq, a predicted model, not a curated record